Messenger RNA from Aphidius gifuensis, 807 nucleotides. Its product is annotated as tubulin polyglutamylase complex subunit 2. The coding region runs from base 34 to 807 and encodes 257 amino acids. The transcript has 2 exons. Lineage: Eukaryota; Metazoa; Arthropoda; Insecta; Hymenoptera; Braconidae. The record is from RefSeq and is a predicted model, not a curated record. Gene Ontology annotation, biological process: protein polyglutamylation.
UUUGAAAAAAAAAAAAAUAAAUAAAUAACAAAAAUGUCAUUUUUUGUUGAUAUUGUAACUGAAGAUUCAUUUUAUGAAAAUUUAACUCUUGGUGUUGUUAAACAACUUGAAACAAAUACAUGUAUUAAAAAUGUUAAAGUUGAACGUAAAUUAGCUUGUGAAAGAAGUGUACUAUCAAGUUGGGAACAGAGAAAUUGUUGUCUAUUACCAGAUGACCUUAAAAGCUUUUAUGCUUCAAUUGAUGGAUUUUCCUUGACCUGGAGUCUUGAUAUUGCAGGAGAAGAAUUUCCAAUUGGAAAAAUGAAUAUCAAUGAAUUUGGAGAACUUAAAAGAUUCAUUGGUACAAAAGAACAACAAAAUGAUACUGAUUCAAUGUGUAAUGAUGAUAUUGAUUUACCAACAUUUGGUACAACAUGUAAAUUAUUUGAAAUUGAUGAAUGUGAUAAUUGCAAAAUAUAUCUUGUUUAUUUUAUUAGACCAGAUUUUGAUACUGAACCUAGUAUAUGGUUAUUUAAUAAUAAAAUAAAACCUGGUUGGUAUAAAUUAGCUGAUAAUUUUACAAAAUAUUUUAGAAUGAUGUUGGUACAUAUUGGUCUUCCAUAUUGGCAAUUAUGUGUUACUGAAUUAUCAUUACCAACUUGGGUUGAACAGAUAUAUUAUCUUGUUGGACCUCAUUUAUUACCAGAUACUGUUAAAACUAGUGAUACAAUAACUGAUACACUAUGGAAAGAUGGACCAUUAAAUACAAUUGAUUCAGGAAUAUUUAAAAGUCGUGAUAAUAAGCAAAAAAAUUCAAGAAAAAAAUAA